Molecule: messenger RNA, 22696 nt
Organism: Peromyscus californicus insignis
Lineage: Eukaryota; Metazoa; Chordata; Mammalia; Rodentia; Cricetidae
Gene: Lrrc7
Product: leucine rich repeat containing 7
Exons: 28
Coding region: 827-5455 (1542 amino acids)
Biological process (GO): neurotransmitter receptor transport postsynaptic membrane to endosome; neurotransmitter receptor transport, endosome to postsynaptic membrane
Cellular component (GO): postsynaptic membrane; postsynaptic density; adherens junction
Molecular function (GO): protein binding
Source: RefSeq, a predicted model, not a curated record
CGUCUGCCAAUCCUGGCACCUGUGCGCCAAGCCACUGCACCGCGGAGGACCCCGUUCCGGGCCAACCGUGGGCUCCGAGCCACGGCCACCCAGCCUCUGGGCCAGUGCGACCUGCAGCCACCCACCCCGGGUCCCCGCCGCCACCCACAGCUGCAGGAGCGCACAACCCCAGCCAGUGCUUGCUGUGACCCGGGCCCCGGGGACCCUCACUCCUUCAGAGGCGUCGUGGCCGGCUCGGGCAGAAGCCGAGUUGAGUACAGCAUUCGCCCGCGCUGCCGUUCUCUUCUCCGCCCAGGAUUUAUUGUCUGUGGAGCCUUCUGGGGGCGGGGAGGGAGCUGCGCCUCCGCCGCCGCCGCCACUGCUGCUGCUACGGUCGCUAGCGCGGCGCGCUGGGCGGGCGGAGGCCGGGGACUGGCCGCGCUGGUGCUCCCCGCGGGCUCCUGGCUCCCCCCUGGCACCUCUCCAGCCUUGCACCUGAAGGGCAGUGGCAUCAUGGUCUGACGCGGCAACUGCCCGGAGUCCCCUCUGCCUUUGCUUUGGAGGACUCCCUACUGGCUUCACUGCGGACCCCAGAGCACUUUAAGGAGUAACCCUCGGCAGCUGCAAGGCCUUCGCACCCUGGACCCUCAUGGGUAGUUUCUGCCCCUGGCGAUGAUGGAGAGCCUAAUACGGGGAAGGAAUCCCCCACAAUAUCAGCGAAGUCCUUAUAAGGAGGCUCGUGCAGCACUUCGGAAGAGGCCUGAAGAGGAGUGAGCCCGCCACAUGAAAAGAAUGCAAGUCAAAGUGCCCACAGCCUAGACGUCUUCAGAGACAGGAGUGACUAGCAAUGCAGUGCCUGGAGAUGACCACCAAACGGAAACUCAUUGGCCGCCUGGUGCCAUGCCGCUGCUUCCGCGGCGAGGAAGAGAUCAUCUCAGUGUUGGAUUACUCCCACUGCAGCCUGCAACAGGUGCCCAAGGAGGUCUUCAACUUUGAACGCACGCUAGAGGAGCUCUAUCUGGAUGCCAAUCAGAUUGAGGAGCUGCCCAAGCAAUUGUUCAACUGUCAAGCUCUGCGGAAACUAAGCAUUCCUGAUAAUGACCUCUCAAGUCUGCCGACCUCUAUUGCUAGCCUAGUUAAUCUGAAAGAACUCGACAUCAGUAAAAAUGGUGUACAAGAAUUUCCAGAAAACAUCAAGUGCUGUAAGUGUUUAACCAUUAUUGAAGCCAGUGUCAAUCCCAUUUCUAAACUACCCGAUGGCUUCACGCAGCUUCUUAACCUGACCCAGCUCUACCUGAAUGAUGCCUUCCUUGAAUUUCUUCCAGCUAAUUUUGGAAGACUUGUCAAAUUGAGGAUCUUGGAGUUAAGAGAAAAUCACUUGAAAACUCUACCAAAAUCAAUGCACAAACUGGCCCAGCUGGAAAGACUUGACCUAGGCAAUAAUGAAUUCAGUGAGCUGCCUGAAGUUCUGGAUCAAAUACAGAAUUUGAGGGAGCUAUGGAUGGAUAACAAUGCAUUGCAAGUGCUGCCUGGGUCUAUAGGGAAGUUAAAGAUGUUGGUAUACCUGGAUAUGUCAAAAAACAGGAUAGAAACGGUUGACAUGGAUAUUUCUGGAUGUGAAGCCCUUGAGGACCUCUUACUAUCAUCCAAUAUGUUGCAACAGCUGCCUGACUCAAUAGGACUGCUGAAAAAGCUAACAACUCUAAAAGUAGAUGACAAUCAACUCACUAUGCUACCCAAUACAAUCGGAAACUUAUCUUUAUUAGAAGAAUUUGACUGCAGCUGCAAUGAGCUGGAAUCCCUUCCUUCCACCAUUGGCUACCUGCACAGCCUGCGAACCUUAGCAGUUGAUGAGAAUUUCCUACCAGAGCUGCCCAGAGAAAUUGGCAGCUGUAAGAAUGUCACCGUUAUGUCUCUACGCUCCAAUAAACUAGAAUUUCUUCCUGAAGAAAUUGGGCAGAUGCAGAGGCUGCGAGUCUUAAAUCUGAGUGAUAACAGGUUGAAGAAUUUACCCUUCUCAUUCACCAAACUCAAAGAGCUUGCAGCAUUGUGGCUUUCUGACAAUCAGUCCAAGGCCCUUAUCCCUCUACAAACAGAAGCCCACCCAGAAACCAAGCAAAGGGUACUGACCAACUACAUGUUUCCCCAGCAACCCCGUGGUGAUGAAGAUUUCCAGUCAGACAGCGACAGCUUCAACCCCACCCUGUGGGAAGAGCAGAGACAACAGCGCAUGACUGUUGCCUUUGAAUUUGAGGAUAAAAAAGAAGAUGACGAAAGUGCUGGGAAAGUUAAGGCUCUCUCCUGCCAAGCCCCCUGGGACAGGGGCCAGCGUGGGAUUACUCUCCAACCUGCCAGGCUGUCUGGCGAUUGCUGCACACCAUGGGCCAGGUGUGAUCAGCAGAUCCAAGAUAUGCCCGUCCCCCAGAGUGACCCCCAGCUGGCAUGGGGUUGUAUAAGUGGCCUCCAGCAGGAGCGGAGCAUGUGUGCUCCAUUGCCAGUGGCAGCACAGUCCACCACUCUUCCCUCUCUAAGUGGCAGACAGGUUGAAAUAAACCUAAAACGAUAUCCAACUCCUUACCCAGAGGAUUUAAAGAAUAUGGUAAAAUCUGUUCAAAAUCUGGUGGGUAAGCCAAGCCAUGGAGUGCGUGUUGAGAACUCAAAUCCAACAGCUAACACGGAGCAAACUGUGAAAGAAAAGUUUGAACACAAGUGGCCGGUGGCCCCAAAGGAGAUUACAGUGGAGGAUUCUUUUGUUCAUCCAGCUAAUGAAAUGAGGAUUGGGGAACUUCACCCUUCAUUAGCUGAGACCCCUCUGUACCCACCCAAACUUGUUCUGCUAGGGAAGGACAAAAAAGAAUCAACUGAUGAGUCUGAAGUUGACAAAACUCACUGUCUGAAUAACAGUGUCUCCUCAGGCACCUACUCAGACUACUCGCCCUCCCAGGCUUCCUCGGCGUCCUCUAACACCCGCGUGAAAGUGGGGUCCUUGCAGACAACAGCUAAAGAUGCCGUCCAUAACUCUUUGUGGGGUAACAGGAUUGCACCACCUUUCCCACAGCCUCUGGAUGCAAAGCCAUUACUCAGCCAACGGGAGGCUGUUCCUCCAGGAAAUCUCCCCCAGCGUCCUGAUCGGCUGCCAAUGAGUGAUGCUUUUCCUGACAACUGGACCGAUGGUUCCCAUUACGAUAACACGGGUUUUGUCUCAGAGGAAGCCACAGCAGAGAAUGCCAACAAUAACCCUCUCUUAAGCGCCAAAGCUAGAAGCAUACCUGCUCAUGGGCGCAGGCCUUUAAUCAGGCAAGACAGGAUUGUUGGUGUUCCCCUGGAACUGGAGCAGUCCACACACAGACACACGCCAGAAACAGAAGUGCCUCCUUCCAAUCCCUGGCAGAACUGGACCAGAACCCCCAGUCCAUUUGAAGACAGGACUGCUUUUCCUUCCAAGUUAGAAACAACCCCUACUACCAGCCCCUUGCCUGAAAGAAAAGACCACAUGAAGGAGCCUACAGAGACACCAGGUCCCUUUUCUCCAGGAGUGCCAUGGGAGUAUCACGAUCCCACCCCCAACAGGAGUCUCGGUAAUGUCUUUUCUCAAAUCCACUGCCGCCCAGAUUCAUCUAAAGGUGUUAUUGCAAUUAGCAAAAGCACAGAGAGGCUCUCCCCACUCAUGAAAGAUAUAAAGUCCAACAAGUUCAAAAAGUCUCAGAGUAUUGAUGAGAUUGACAUUGGUACCUACAAGGUUUAUAACAUUCCACUAGAAAACUAUGCCUCUGGGAGUGAUCACUUAGGAAGCCACGAGCGGCCAGACAAGUUGUUGGGACCAGAGCACGGCAUGUCCAGUAUGUCCAGGAGCCAGUCGGUACCCAUGCUGGAUGACGAGAUGCUCAUGUAUGGAAGUAGUAAAGGGCCACCCCAACAGAAAGCAUCUAUGACUAAGAAGGUCUAUCAGUUUGACCAAAGCUUCAAUCCACAAGGAGCAGUAGAAGUUAAAGCAGAGAAGAGGAUUCCACCCCCUUUUGCACACAAUUCUGAGUAUGUGCAGCAGCCCAGCAAAAACAUCGCCAAGGAUCUGGUCAGCCCCAGAGCCUAUAGAGGUUACCCACCCAUGGAGCAGAUGUUCUCCUUUUCCCAGCCAUCUGUAAAUGAGGAUGCCAUGGUGAAUGCUCAGUUCGCCAGCCAGGGGCCCAGAGCAGGCUUCCUAAGGAGGGCUGACUCCCUGGCCAGCUCCACGGAAAUGGCCAUGUUCAGAAGAGUCAGUGAGCCCCACGAGCUGGCCCCUGGUGACAGGUAUGGCCGAGCAGCCUAUAGGGGAGGGCUAGAAGGCCAGAGCAGCAUUUCAAUGACUGAUCCCCAGUUCCUCAAGAGGAAUGGCAGGUAUGAAGAUGAGCACCCUUCAUAUCAAGAAGUGAAAGCGCAGGCGGGAAGUUUCCCCGCUAAAAACCUUACCCAGAGGAGGCCACUGUCUGCCAGGAGCUACAGCACAGAGAGUUACGGAGCCUCCCAAACAAGGCCAGUUUCAGCUAGGCCUACCAUGGCAGCCCUCCUGGAAAAAAUACCAUCUGACUAUAACCUGGGUAACUAUGGUGACAAGCCGUCAGAUAACAGUGAUAUAAAGACAAGGCCCACCCCUGUGAAGGGAGAGGAGAGCUGUGGUAAAAUGCCGGCAGACUGGAGACAGCAGCUGCUUAGACAUAUAGAAGCUAGAAGGUUAGACAGGAACGCUGCUUACAAACACAACACAGUUAACCUUGGCAUGCUGCCCUAUGGAGGUAUUUCAGCAAUGCAUGCAGGCAGAAGCAUGACUUUAAACUUGCAGACUAAGUCUAAAUUUGACCUUCAAGACCUACCUCUUCAGAAAACCCCGUCCCAGCAAAGCAACAUUUUAGACAAUGGACAAGAAGAUGUCUCUCCUAGUGGCCAAUGGAAUCCUUACCCACUUGGGAGGCGGGAUGUACCUCCGGACACCAUUACUAAAAAGGCAGGUAGCCACAUUCAGACCCUGAUGGGGUCACAGAGUCUUCAACACCGAAGCCGGGAGCAGCAGCCAUAUGAGGGGAACAUCAACAAAGUGACCAUCCAGCAGUUUCAGUCGCCAUUGCCCAUCCAGAUCCCUUCAUCACAGGCCACCCGGGGACCUCAGCCUGGACGGUGCUUAAUUCAAACGAAAGGACAGAGGAGUAUGGAUGGCUAUCCUGAGCAGUUCUGUGUGAGAAUAGAAAAGAAUCCUGGGCUUGGAUUUAGUAUCAGCGGUGGAAUUAGUGGGCAAGGAAAUCCUUUCAAACCUUCCGACAAGGGUAUCUUUGUUACUAGGGUUCAGCCUGAUGGACCAGCAUCCAACCUACUACAGCCUGGAGAUAAGAUCCUUCAGGCAAAUGGACACAGUUUUGUGCAUAUGGAACACGAAAAAGCUGUUUUACUACUGAAGAGCUUCCAGAACACAGUAGACCUAGUUAUUCAACGUGAGCUCACUGUCUAAAUGUUUUUAUAAAUAGUGAAGAUAUGUCAGGCCAGAGCUAAUGUUCAAAAAUAAAUUUAUACAUAGAAACAAAUUUUGCCAGUUGCUGGACCAAUGGCAAACAUCAGUGCCAGGUGUAUAAUAUUGUACGUUAGCCUUGACUACCCUGAAAAAUGUUACCUAUAAACAUGGCGUUCAUGCGCAGUCCUGUAUCAGUUCCAGCGGCAGCCUCUGGCUGUACAUUGGUGCGGUUUUGUUUCUGUUUUUGUUUUUUAAUCAAAUAAGUUGUCUUCUAAAAGUGGAUUUCCUAUCAUUUUGGAGCACGGAAGCACACACAAGCUCUUUACAAAUUCUGCUCUCCAUCAGAAAUACUGCCUCAAAAGUUGUAUAUAAAGAAUUGUAAUCCCCACAAAGUAUUUCUAGCACAAGGUAUAUGUUGGCAUAUAUACAAAAAAGAAUAUAGAAAAACGAUAUUUUCAUAAACAUCUUGGAUUGAGAAAGAAAAUAUAUCUUAAAAUAAGACUUUACUAUAUUGAAUCUUUUUCAAUAAAAAUUACAUGAUUACGCCUUAUGGAAGCAACUGUACAUAAAGUAUAAGGUAUUUAUAUUUGGUUCCACAGCCAUUUGCUAAAUUCCCACGCAGAGUGAAAUAGUUCAUAAAUUAUCCAUUAAUCUCUGGGACCUGAGUAAAAAUUGGAGAAGGUAAAUCUGUUCAAUGCCUUUAGCUAAUUAAAAGGACACAAGCAGACUUUAGAGACAGACCACAGGCUGCUGCGGAACAGGUCUUCACCACAACCAGAAGCAGCGAGUGAGGGGUGGCAGGGAAGGCUUAAUGCUUUAAUGUUCUGUUUCCUCGGGGUUAUGUUGACUAUAAACUGUGGCCCCUGUGAUUCCCUUACUGUAAAUGUGGAACUUAUCUGUGUGCUGCUUUAUUUAAUUUGCUACUUUUAAAUCAUUUUCAAUGAAUUUUGGGAAUUGAUAACAUUUAUUAUAGAGAGAGACUUGUUAGAAAGCUAUGGUGGGUGAUUUCAAAACUUUGGUAUUGAAAUAUGGAACUUCAGAUAUAAUUUCUCAGAGCUGUGGUCUACUAGUAUCAUUAAUCUUAAUGCCUGGGGAUUUUUUUGUAGACAGAAAUAGACAAUUUUUUUUUCUCCAAAAAAAGUUUCAAGAAACAUAAACAUGAAUGCAAUCAUACCAGAGAAUGAAAAAAGCCUAAUGUACUUUUACAUUGUGUUUCCCUUUGUGAAAAUUCAAAAUAUGUUUUAUAAUCCUUUAAAGUAUUUCUUUUUAUAGUAGUCAUUAAUUUGAUUAAAAUAUUAAUUUGAAAUUUCAGGUCGACUUUCCAUAAUUAGUUGUACACAUUCCCUCAUAUACCUACAUCAUUUUUUAUAUAACAAAUUUAUCUCACAUGCUAGUGUUUGAAAUUUUACAAUGCAAUCACAUGUGGAUGUCACCAGAGCUCUGAGGAUAAUAUUUGUAAGUUUAUGUUUUAUGGGGACAUUGAAAAUAUUGUAUUUUUGUAGGAUCUAUUAAAAUGAGUGCCACUUAUUAGAAGUACAGUGGUGUUUUUGGCAUAGAAUUUGUCACUUGGAGACAAAGGCAACUUCAUUUACAGGUGGUGCACUAGUUUUUGUGUUGAUUUAUGUCAGGAUGGCACGAUACUGUCGUUUUAUGGCUUUGACAAUUAGCUACUGAUUUGAGAUUGACCUUUUUGGCAUAUUACACAGAAGCAGCUUUUAAGAGCAUUUUCAUACAUUGAGAGCAUCUAAUGAGAAGUGUCUUUCAAACCCUAAUUUUCUGUUUCAAAAGCUCAUGGCACAUCACCGUAGCAGAUGUUCUAGGCUCAGUCUUAGUCAAGAGAAACCAGCCAAGCUCAGAACAUAGUAUGGCAGCUUGAAACAUCCAGAAAGCACCCAUCAGGGCUGUGUGGCCUUCUACCUGAAAGCAGGAGAAGGAGCUGGAGAGAUGGCUCAGCAGUUAAGAGCACUGGCUGUUCUUUCAGAGGUCCUGAGUUCAAUUCCCAGCAACCACAUGGUGGCUCUCAACCACCUGUAAUAAGACCUGGUGCCCCCUUCUGGACUGCAGGAACACAUGUAGGCAGAAAGCAGGAGGCAGCCAAAUAAAUGCAGGGCUCUCCAGGUGCUUUCUUUUGUAGGAGCAUCAGGUGCUCCUGAGGCCAUCAGCUGAGAGGUGGUGACCCUUCCUUGAUGGACAACAUUGUCAGGGGCCUUGCUUUGACACUUCCUUCUGUGAGGCUCAGUAAUGGGGAAAGAAAAAAGGGAUUCCUGACCUCUUGGGGAAAAUGUGGAUAUAUUCCAGGUGUUUUAGGUUAACUCAGUGGAAUCACUUGUGGUUGGGGGAGGGGCUCCUCAUUGAUUUUAAAGAUGGCCUGAGCCAGUAAUUCAUUGAUCUGGGGGUAUUUUUAUUUUUGAGUAACUAACUUGCUACCUGAAACUAGAAUCUGGUUCAUGUUAACAUCAAAUAUAGAAGCUAAGAGUGUUAAAAGGGAAAGAAAGAAAAAGAAAAGUCUACAACACAAAGGAGUGAGUUCUCGGUGGCACCAUGAAAUCUCUACCUCUUGGUGGGUCCUGGAUCUUCCUGCUGAGGAAGCUGCUUAUAGACAUGGAUCAAUAGGGUGAUGUGGAGUAGGCUGGAGACAUUACAGAUGGAAAGGACAAACACUAACAAUUAGUAGCCAAAAUCUGUGGGUUCUGCCAAAUAAACAUAAAGGGACAAUUUUCAAAACAUCUCACCAGGCAUACAGUACUUUGUCAUAAACACUUUAUUAAGGUGACGCCACCAGGCAACAGAAGCCACCAAACACACGUGUCCUGCUGACUUGGAGCCUGUGGAAGUGUGGCUGCCUCUCAGACUUGUAGUAAGUGCUGUCUGGGCUCCCCACCCUGGAUCAGGACUGGGAACCACCACUGACUCAUUUUCAGAGAGGAGUGCAUGCAAAGCACUGCUGUCACUCUCUUUAAAAGUGGGGUUGAGCUACUUACCAUGUGUGAGGUUAAGAGAGAGAGAGGAUAGAGGACAGAAAAUGAUGAAGGACUUUUGAUUAUAUAUUCAAAUAUCAAGAGAAAAAUUUCCAAAUUUCUCGAACUAUUAGAUGGAGAAACUCAGAAACGAUUAAUUUUUAGUCAUAGAACCUGCCAAAUGUGCACACCUCGGUGUAAAAGCUUGGAAAACAGUGUUCUUCUCAACCCUUCUUUCCACAGGAUUUGAGUUGUCCAUCAUCAUUUUCUGCUUCUCAUUGGCAGGAAGAUUGAGAAUGUCUAUUCCAAUGAAUGCAUUCUUGUGGAGAGCAAGAAUAUGACCUAAUCAGAUCAAAAUUCAUGUUGGUAUCAGACUGCCACCUGAGCCAUUAGUGAAUUUAGUCAUAACAUGUCUGACUGAUCCAUGAAAUGGUAACCCACCCACAGAUUCACUGGAACACUAGAUCAGUAAAAAGUAACAAGUUAGGAAAAUAAUGAAGUCCAGUCAGUUAAGAUAGGCCCUUCAGUACAAAGACAAGCAGCACUGAGGGGCCAACAAAAGCCCCGUGGCACAAAUACUUCUUUCCAUGGCUUAACCAAAUGUUCAAACACCAGUUAGUCAUGCACCCACUUUCCACCAUGGGUGCAGCUUCUUGACCAACCAGGACUUUGGUGGAUUUUCUAGAUUCAAGAUUACUUAUACAACUUUUUUUCCUUAGCAAUCCUGGGAGAGGCAUUCUGCCCUGGCUUGGAACAUGAGCCUGGAUCCCCUGAAAACAUGCUAUGUCUCCCAAAUAGAAUGUGGGCUGAGGGUAAUUGGGUGUGUUCUGUGGAACACACACAGUUGCCGGCUCUCCUGCAUGUCUGUCUAGCUCCAUUUUAGUCCACAGUAUGCAGUGAGUUUCCCAUGACACCCAUGGAGAGACUAAGGCAGAUACAACCUUGUUUUCAAUUCUGCUCUGGCACAUCUGGGGACAUUUCUGCUUCUAGCAUGCAAAGCUGGUCUCCUCUCAUGGCUGUUGGCCUUCUGUAGACUCAUGCCCUACCCACCCAUGCUGUUCAAAGGAGGUAGGUGUAUGUUUCCAUCCCACCGAGGCAAACACAUAUAGCCUCCAAAGCUCUAGCUGCCAGAAGACCCAGAAUAUCAGCUGAGGGCUUCCCCCACUGUUCGAGAAGAAUUCUCCUAGGGGAAAAGUCAGUGCUUACCACACCACUGACAGCAGCAAACAGCUCAUGCACAAAGGUGUGUGAGGGUGUCAGUGCCUUAACAAAGCCAUGUUUUCACUUCCAUGUUUAUUUCUACUGUUUGCUUCUCUAUUCUAAGUGUUAGAUAUUUGCCAUACUAAGGGACUUUCUCUGAGCUGCUUGUAUGCAUACUGGGGCACCUCCUAGUCUUCCCAACCUUUAACACUGUGAGGAAAUUAUCCAGAAACACUCUCCUGUGAGGACAGAAACUCCUGCCUUCCAUCCCAAAGAAUCUGAGAGUUCUGGAACAAUGAAGAGGAAAAACCACUUUAAGAGUUUAUUUUAAAACCAACAGUGAAAACAGAGGAACCUGGGUUCCCUUGCUUUCUCACUAUAUGAUUGUCUUGAUUUUCCUAGAAGCCAUUUUUUUUGGGGGGGAGAGGGAAGGGAAGGAAGGACAUAAGAACUGAUGGUUUUAACUUUUGCAGCAUCUUGACUGCCUAGGUUCUGCAGAUGGAUUCUGAAACAUUCCCUAAGUAGGGCGCAGAAUUAAAAGUGAGAGGGUCUGUUACCAGCCUGUGCAAAUAGCCAGGAGAGAGAUCUGAGAUACACCCUUUCUUCUAAAAAUUCAAAACACACUCUUGUUUUGGCUUGACUUUGUUCAUGGUAACACCAUAGAGAGUUAAGUGUUGGGAAAUUUCAGGCAGCAUUUAUGUAGAAAAUGAUAUAAUCCUGUGGCUUUUUUUCUAACACUCGACUGAUAUAGAACUGACCAAAGCAGAAGCAAUGGACCAGACCCCAAUACAUGAGUUUCCAAAUCCAACAUAAUUCCCCUUCUUUAUUAAAAAUGACUGUUUCAUCCUUUAAGCUGUACCAUUUGUAUAUAUCCAUCUGUAUAUGAAUUGGUGGGGAAAGGUGUUUAAAAUGAUCAUUCAGUAUUUCCUUCCUUUGAAAGUUUUUCUCCCACUUUGAACAAGUGUAUUAUUUGUAGGGGGUUUUUUCUAUUUUAAAAUAAAGUGAUGAUCAUACAUCCCACCACACAGACAGACAUCUCUCAUCUAGAGGAAAAUAGCUCACAUUGAGUCUUGUUUGCAACAGCAAACUCAUAUACUUCCUUCACAAUAGGUUAGCUGAUCUCAGAAGCCUAGAGUAAAUUAUACAGUCAAGGCAUUUAGAGAUACAUUAUUGAAGAUUGUAACAAAAAGCAUAAAGUGCAAGGAUUAUAAAUUUUAUGAUAAAUAUCUGCUGAGCGCCACUAUGCAUCGGGCCUGAUAGGGACAUAGCACAGCCCCUCCUCUGCACAGAAUGUCAUAGUUGAGUGGAAAAAGAAGCUGCAGAUGGAAUGAGACAGUCUGAUGAGUCCUCUCUCUCUGCCCUUACCCUAUCCCAUGGCUGAUGGCAUCCACUCUGCCCAGGCUGGAACAGUACUUCAGUUGGAGCUCUCCUUAGGUCUCCCUACCAGGUCCUAGGGCCACUGGGAGGCCAUUUCAAGUGUUUGUUGGAACUUAGAGAACCGUCUAACAGACUGGUCAUGGCCAGAUUGAAAAUAUUUUUGCACAUGGGAAACAGAACCCAGAAUCUCUUGGAUUUUGGAGGAAGGGCCGUGUUUUUGUCAGUUUGUUAGCAGGAAAGAAAACAAGGGUUGUCAUGGAGACCACUGUUCCUCAGUCUGGCCCAGUGCUCAGCUCCAUGCUCUGGCAUCAGUAGAUGCCAACAUCUUAACAGACACAGGAAGAGGGGGGGGUCCUUCCUGUGUCCACUGCUUCUAGGACAUACUUUCUGUGUCCAGUGUUAGAAUUAUCAACUCAGAAAGGCAGUGAAUAGCUGAGUGUAGUGGCAUACACCUUUGAUACUAGCACUUGGGAGGCAGAGGUAGGUGGGUCUCUGUGAGCUCAAGGCCAACCUGGUCUACAGAGUGAGUUCCAGGACAGCCAGGACUACAUAGUGAGACCCUGACUCAAUAAUAAUAAUAAUAAUAAUUUUUUUAAAAAGGCAGUGAACAGGGGUCAACAUCCAGCUGACCACCUUUCAGACCUAUGUAUUCCCCUGUGAACUUAAGAAUACUGUCACGACCUGGCCUGCUGUUUAGCCCAUCCCAUGAUCAAACUGCUUGUAUGCUGUUGGCUUGUGCAUAUCUACACAUCAAACCAACCAUCUGUCCUUCCCAGGAGAGCUGGGGCCUCUGGUUGUAGGAAUGGCUUGUUUCUCUUCCCUGCCUGACCCAGACUGGGUAAGGCUCUCGCCUUCUGUGUGCCCCAGUGCUUUGCUGCCUUUGUACACAUUGGCACUUUGCUGGCAAGCUUCCUCUCCUAGCCUCCUUCCCAAGUUACCAAAAUCAUAUUCAGUCUUCAGGGUCCUGCCUACUUGGCACAGCAACCAUGAAGUCUUCUGUAGUCUUAAUGGGGAAACUGUCAUUACCACCAACAUGGUGUAGUCUUCACUCUACCUGAGCCCUGUGCUGCUUGGUCUGUGUUAAUUCUCUAUCGAGUUGAAGUUCCUUUGAGAAAGAGGGAUAGACAGUACUUAAGAGGCCUUCUGGACAGUAUCCCCAGAAGAGCACAUCAAUCCCUCAGCCUUUCUUAGUGCCACAAGCAUAGUGAGUGACAUACUUAACAAAUAAUGGCUUCAGUGGGUGACGGAUGCUUCUCUGUGUAACCUUAAAUGGUGAACCUAUUACCUUUGGCCUCCUCUGUUGAUUCAUUAUUCCCACUUUUAUUGGGGAUUGGGAAGUCCUCUAUGCCAAAUUUCCCCCUCUCCUUGCCAUUUCUUUUCAAAGCCUUCAGAAUCUUUGUGCUGUUCAGCAGUUAGCUUUCAUUUCCUUUUUACAUAUUCUAAAGAUGCCAGCAUUGACCAAAAUAUAUAAGUGAUUUGGUUAUUCAUUGGGAAAACAUUUUUAUAUCCUUUUAAUUAGUUUGGAUUUUGUUUCUUCUGGGGAAAAAUCAUGCAUUUAGUUGUCAGAAAUAGCCCAGAGACAUGAAGGAUGAUGUUGAACUCAAAAAGCUGUGGUUUUAAGCAUCUUAGAGACCACCAGGCCCAGAACCCCAUCCUGGCCAUAGCUCUCAAGCCCUGGUGAAGAGACUGUGAAGGCUGAAUAUGGUUAAGGCUGCCCUUAGACUCAUUUAAUAUAAAGAUCCUUCUACCUUGUAUUGUGACUAGGAAGGUUGUUAGCUAUUUUUACAAUAUGAAGAUGAGAAGAAUAAAGAAUACCCUAAAAGAAAAUGGCACAAGAAAUUCAGAGAAGAAAUGAGGUUCCCAUAGUCAACAAGGCAUUUUUCUGAGGUAAGUGCCAGUGUCAGACACUUACAGCCACAGGAAAAAGCUCGUGGAGAAGUGAAAGUGUCUAUCACUCCUGAGACAAAUGAGGAUCUGGAAGGGACAGCUAACACAUUAUCCAAACUUCCCAGAGAAGGGGCCUCUCUUAGCUUUGUGUCACCACCACCCACCAACAAAACCGAGGAAGAAUAAAUUAUGUGUUGCUUUUCCCCCAAAGCUUCUCAUUUUGAGGUCCUGGUUUCAAGUCUGAGAUACUUGCUGUCCUUGCAAUCAUUCUGACAUGCCCACAGAACUUUUCUUGAGGAACAUGUAGUUACAAAGAAUCACCACCAGGUGGAGAGCGUCUUCCUAGAUUUAAUGUCAGAGGCUGAAGACGUCUUCACAGCCGGUUCUUGUCUCUGGGCAGAUGGAGUAACACCCCUUUCCACACUCUUUAUUAACAAUUAUUUAUAAUUAUGCUCUAGGCCUAAAUGACACCAAUGGAUUGUGUAUCUUUUGUACUAAAACGCUCAGGUUGAAUCAACUCCCCAGAGUGCAGAUCUCUCUCUCUCUCAGCCUUGGACCAGUGUGUGCUGAAAUUCUGUUCUUUCUUAACAGUUCAGUAAGCACAUCCACUGCUUUCAUAGUUUUUCUCUAGCUUGCAUGAGUCUUUCAGAUACUUUGUGCUAAUCUCCCUUAUUUUAUCCACACCUCCCAUCAGUUGACAUGGAAAUAUAUUUGCUUUAAAUCAUCAUAAUUUACUUUGGAAAUUAUCUCUCCAAAACUUAAGCUUCAGGAAUCAAGUUUGCCUGAAUGGCCUCUCCUAUGAAAAACUAAUCAGGGUCCUGCUUGAAUGUACAUUUCCAGCUGACAUCUGGUGGUAACUCCUCUAUAAACUCACCUUUCACCUUAUACAUGUACACAUGUAUUAACAUAACAUUAUAAAGGAGUUUAUUACAUAAAGAAUGCAUUUUAAAAAGCUUCUCAUAACGUGAAAAUUGGGUUCCAAGAAAGGCCUAGCUAGGUAAACCCACCCCCCACCUCUUUCAGUCAGAAUAUCCAUGUAUUGAAAGCAGAAUCUUGGCCACCUUGGUGACAUGCUGUGAUUCUGAGAUAUUCAGUCUCAGGGCCUCUGAUGGCUGGGUCCUGGUGAAAGAAAUCACAUUUAAGUUAAGGGUGUCUUCACCAUCUGCCCGGACUUCUACUGUGAUGAUCCCAUCAAAACCCCAGUGGGCUUCAGACUCCCUCUACGGACACUUAAUCUGGUCCUCUUCCAGCAAAAGAAAUCAGAAGACAGGAUGUUCUUCCCUGAAGCUUAUUAAAACAUUAAAUCCUGGUGUUUUUCUCUAAAGGAAGCUUUCUUCUGGCCACAAGGUCACCAGCUCCUACAGUGAGCUCUUAGCAGAUUCUGGUCAGCCUCCUUAGGGGGCUGGGGACUAAUCGCUGUGACCUCAAGCCUGCUGGUUUUAUGGCACCACUCAGGUAGGCUCACCAUGCUAGCUUCAGCUUCUCUCAGGAGGCAAAGAACCCCUGAGCCAGCCUGGACUUGAGCAGUGUUACUCACCAGCAAGCCACUGGGCCUCUUCUUUUGGAAAAUAUUUGGCUUCUUAACUUGCUUUCUUCUCUAUUUCACCAUUAUCCUCCUUUCAGAUUUUCACGGGCUUCUAAAGAUCAGUUUGGUUGUAGAACUAAACAGGAGAAUGAAAACUGCCCGUCCGCUCUCCCCAGUGCGGCCUUGUCUCCCUUGUGGAUCUGGUGCAGUACUACCGCUCAAUUUUUGGUUCAAACCAUUAAAUAUUUUGUUUCAUUUUUUACUUGUCCAUAUAGUAAUCUUAGUGUUUUAUUCCUGAAACAGUCUCUCGGUCAGCAACAUUCCUUCCUUAUGCUGAGAUUAUGAUUGCCUUAGCGCUUAGGGCUCAAUACUUUCAUUUUCUAGCCUGCCAGCUCUGAUGCAAAGUGAACACUCUCUCUUAGUGUGAAGGGCCCAGGGCUGUGCUUUCAGCUGUGCAGAAUGGGAGUUACCCAUGUUGGUUCAUGGAGUAGCCUCAGUGUGGGAAAAGAAGUCUGCAAGAAAAACUGUCACUAACUUAAGGGGCCACUAACACCUUCCCUAACCCUGUCCCAGGUUGUCACCUCCUGUGAGAGAUAAGUGAGUGAUUGUGAUCUGCAAGCUUCACUUUAUUGAUGUUCAUUAAAGCAGAAUUCUAAAAAUGGGAAAACCAUCAGGCAGCUGGCAAGUCUCAGCCUCCUCCACACUGUCAUGGAAGCUGUCUUGACCAGUUUUCCUCCUGUUUGUUUGAAACCAGCUGGUGGUAAAUGCAUUUGCAUGCAGUUCUUCAGCCUUACUGUGGGAUCAUUCAACUUGACAAUAAGUAUUUUGCACUUGAUAGAAUCUCGAAGAUUUCUUCUGACCAAGAGAGACUCCAGCAAGUACUACCCUGGUGGGUGCUUUAUACAAUUGCAGAUGCUGCUGCCUAAACUCACAUCUCUGUGCUUGCCUCCCAGGACAAGUCAGAUGUGGGAACCAAACCCCUCCAACCACACAACCACACACACACACACACACACACACACACACACACACACACACACACACCGCACCUCUCUCCCUCUCAGAAUUAGUACUCCUUUUUUUCAUUUCCACACUUCUCCACAGAAUCUGGGCCUGUGGGAUCUAGGGCCCUAAGUCAUCAUAAGCAGCUCAAAAGUAAUUAUUUUCAUAAACAUUCCCACAUGCUCACUUAAAGCAGGAUAUAGACUCUUAUUUACUUACUUAUUGAGAAUGCUUCCAAACCUGUAGUGUGAAUAGAUGUAGUUCAGGGACAUGUUUACUGUGGUUUAGGAUUCUGUACCUGCAGAGCAUGCAGAUGCCCCACCCCUGAGCUGCACCCCAGCCCCUACAGAAGUGCUGCAGAGGCUGUCUCCAGAGUCCUCUGGACCAUCAUAAGUACAGGCUUCUAGUCUGCAGUGUUAAUACUUUAAAAAAAAAAUUUAUCAAUGAUUUUUCAAGCCUUUCUUUUUCUUGUUGUCCUAUCAAUUAAAUCCAAUAAACAGAGGCAUAUAUUCAAAGCUCUACUGUGGGAACAGUUGAACAUACAAGUAAGUACUAGCCCUUUCCCAGUCAAACAGGGAGACAAUGCUUAAGAAGUCUAACAAACAGCUGUGUCUGAGAAAAAUGUGAGAGAGAGCAGAGAAUAAAUAUAUCCUCAAUGUGUCUCUCACUCUGACAAAGUAGCAAAGGAUUCCUUUCGGCUUCACUGAUUCAGUGUGGAUAUGGAACAUUCUGGAAAGCCAGCUCCCAUUUCUCAUUUGUGUUUAUUGUCCAGAAAGGACAAGUCUCUGGAGACAGUUGAGGCAAUACCAUCCAGAAUGAGUCAUAUCAAGCCUGACUUGCCACUCCUUUUGAUUCAGUCCUUCAGGGAGGCUGCCCUUAGGGAUCAGUCAGAAUGCAAGAUUAGGGCAUCUAAACAUUUUCUUUUCUUUUUUUUUUAAUUAAUUAAUUUAUUUAUUAUGUAUACAGAGUUCUGCCUACAUGCAUGCUUACAGGCCAGAAGAGGGCACCGGAUCUCAUUACGGAUGGUUGUGAACCACCAUGUGGUUGCUGGGAAUUGAACUCAGGACCUCUGGAAGAACAACCAGUGCUCUUAACCACUGAGCCAUCUCUCCAGCCCCUAAACAUUUUCUAAUUAGUGCACAGAUUCACUAAGUCACUACAAGGUAAACUCCACAUUAGCUCCUAAGAAGCAGUACCUCCCCAGGUUCCCAUGGGGGAGUCUCUCCUGCCAUUGCAUUACAUGGCAAGAACAGGUGAUGUUUUUGUUUUUGUUUUUUGCUUUCAGCAAAACACUAGUUUUCUUUGUUCCAUGAGGUUAAAGUUAGAGCCCCCACACCCGUUAGGAUUAGUCUGGUUUUGGGACAGCACAGAUAUAAUCAGUAAGCAUUCAGGUGUGGCGGCAUAGCUACCCUUGAUGGGACUUAGUGAAUCUGCACAUUAAAUUAGAAAAUGUUUAGUAGAAACAUGCAGCAUAGCUGCAUUUGAAAAUGAGAUUGUGCAGGCAGAUCUGAGUCAAGGCCAACCUGGUCUACAGAGAGAGUUGCAGGAUAGUUACACAGGGAUACCCUGUCUCAAAAAACCAAAAUAAAUAAAUAAAUAAAUAAAUAAUAAGAAAAUGAGUGUGUUUUGAAAAUACUUGAGUUAUUUCCUGACCUCCAGGUGCCACUUUGAACAUGACAGACAGCCAGGUAGGGAAGCAUUGAAACACCUUACAGGUGUGUUGGCUAGUGUGGAAAGCCCACUUGUAGAAAGUCAAUAGUGCCUGCCCCAUAGACACUGUCAUUCCACUCUUAAGUCAGUUUUUCAAAUUCCCAAAUGUUUGUGGCAGCGAAAAGCAAUAAAUAGCUAAGGAGACUGGUUCUUUUUUAAUGUAUAGUGCUGCAUCACAAAUGAUCAAAAACUGCAAGUCAUGUCUGCCACACUAAGAUACAAGACAUAACAGAGAAUCUUAAACAGCCACAUGAAGAAAUGGAGAGAAUAAAUCAAAUGUUUAAAAAAAAAUAGAGCAGGAGUUUGGGAGAUGGCUGAGCAGGUAGUUGGCCUGAGUCAGGACCCUGAGCACACAGCAAACUCUGAGCCUCCUGUCGUCCUCUGGCUCAGAAGGUAGAGACAAGUGACCCCCAGGGCAAGCUGGCUAGCUGAAUUAGCUUGGGCUUCGAGUGGAAAGCCCCGCUCCUGUAUAUAAGAUGGAGAGUGAUGGAGGAAGAGGUCUGACAAUAACUUUGGGCCUCCACAGGCACAUGCACACAUGUGCACACAUGCCCAAAACACACACAUGCACUCAAAACACAAGCAAACACACAUGCACAAGAAGGUGGAAUCGAAGUUUAGUUCUUAGCACAUUACAGCAGUUCUAAUAUGAUGGAACUCUUGUCUGUGGGAUGGAUGUGGUAAAAUUACUAUAGACAGUAGAUGGGUAGCCUCUCAGAGGGGUUGAAGUUUGCCCAAAGAAUGAGCUACCAGAAGAGUCAGUUAAAGCUUUUGAAGCUAGUUAUUCUUCAGUUUAAUCAUCACCAACUAAUCUUCCUCUAGACACGAACUGAUUUUAGACACCAUACAUGAAUAGAAGCAGCAAUUUAUUCAUUGUGCCAGCUUCAUAUCUACUUCUGAAGAUCUCAUGACAUGCUUGUCUCUCUCAGAAGAGAUCUGCCUACUGCCUUUAGAAACAUCAGAGCUCCAUGGGGCUGUCAAGAUAUGUCCCUCAUCAGAUUAUUCCAUCCUGACCUUCAUUGGAUAUUAGUAUAAGAAAUAUAGUCUGCAUAUACCAGGCUUCAUGCUCCAGCCUGUUUACCAUCCUGAGUGUCUGGGUCCCUCACAGAUUUCAGAACUCUCUGAAGGACUCUGAACACUGCCAAAGGCUUCAGUGAGGAGCUCUAACAAACAGGUCAGGAAGUCACUGGUAAUCAUGGCUUCGAGAAAUGGAUCCCAGGAUGCUGCUUCAGUCACAACAAUUUGCUGUUAAGACACUAACUGCGUGACCAUGGCUUAGCUCUUGACUGUCCUGACUUCAUGCUUGGUGGAUGUUCAGUUUUGUCAUGUGUAUUUGAAAGGUCACCCCAGGUGAGGGCAAGUGAAAGAUUUGGAAAUUAGCCUUCAGGAGGGUCUGAGUCAUCCCUUGGGCCAUCCUACAUCUCACAGUACAUUUCAGGAUCAGGCCCAGCUAAAGCUUGUGAAAAACAGCCUUUUGGUUAGCUGGGAGGACAAAGAGGUGGCUCCCAGGAGCACAGACACAUAUCCACCUCCCUCAUAUCAGGGUUGAAACUGCUAGGUAGGUCCACACUGCCAACUUUCCAAGGUCCUUUGUCUGGCUUGAAGUUGGCACCACCAGAGGGUAUUCAAGGAGGCUUUCUUUGACCAAGUGAAGAGAAAUACUUAUUUCCAUGAGAAACUAAAUCCUCAGUUACUUAUGGGUUGCCUGGCCAUGGGGGAGGGGAGAGGAAUUUGUAAAUCAUGGCUUUUGUUACUGUUCUUUGGCUUUUGAUUUUGAAUUCUUGAGAGGCUGCUUCAAGCAAUAACAUGAGGUAUGCAAUAAUCCUGUCAGGUGGUAUGCCUGGGCUUGAGUUAGAGUCUUUUGCAUGUUGCCUGUUUACCCACACAGUUCACAUAGGGGCUAAAAAGCUUAACUUAUCAGGGAUGGAACUAGGUUUUACAGAGUUCCUUUAACCAAACAAGCUUGCUACUUUCUCAUUUCUUCCUGCAUCUGCCUUGGGACUAUUAACUGCAAAGUCAUUCUGGCCAUUUUCAUUGAUGUCAUCAGAUGAGAAACACUUUCUUUAAAUCCCAAAGGCUUAAACAGCAAUGUAGAAAUCAACUCCUUAUCAUUUUAUUAUUCCAAUCUAAUUCCUCACUCUUUGUCAUAUUUUUCAUUUUCCUGCAUCAGUUCCCAUGGUAACAAGUCUGUUGGCAGAGAAAAUGCAACUCUGCUCUUAGCUUUCAGCACAAUGUAAAAUCCUUUUUAGGUAAGUGCGACAUAGACAAGCAGAGACUGGAGUCCUCUUGCUAAUAACAACAUUUUCUUACCUCUUAUAUUCACUUUCCAUCCUGUCCUCAAGUAAGGCUCUCAUGUGCAGAGGCCUUCCAGGCAAUCACAGUUUCAAGGACUUAACCUUUGAGUUCCUGUGGCUUCCCUUUUCCAAAUGUCAAUAAGGCGAAUGCAUCCAUCAAGGCUGCACAGAAAAGCAACUUUCAAUCAAUUCCUAUAAAAAACGCCCUCAGUAUUUCUGAGGAAAUAAUCUGUCCUGAACUGAGCCUUAAAUCAGGGUCUAAUGCCAAGAUAAUGAAAGGCAUUUAAGCAGAUUUCUUCCCAGUAAAUAAAUGCAGAGGCCAAGUUCUAAGCUCUUGAAAAGAAGUGAAGACUCAGGUGUGGAAAGCAGACAUGGGCCUGGCAGCUGCCUGCACACAGGGGAGCUUCAGUGGAGACAAUUCACUACCAAGUAUGAAAAGGCAAGCAAUUGCAUCUGACUUGGUGAAGUAUUUACACCUGCGAUCCCAGCAAUGAGGGGCUAAGGCAGAAGUGUUACAAGUUUGAGGCCAGUCAGGGCUACAUAGUAAGAUCUUGCAAGGACUGGGAAUGCAGGUCCUAGAGAUCCAAUUCCUAGCACCUAAAAAAAAAUCUACUGAAGCAAAGGAAAUGGGAGUGUAGAGAUGGAGAAAGGGGAGAGGAGUUUGCAGAAAGCCCAACCCCAAGAUCAAAUGUUUUAAACUUCAGGUUCCCCUGUGGCUUGGCACUGGCAGCCCCAACUACUGCCUCAGUGCCCAGGAAGCAAAAGGGCUGUCAGAAACUGAACAGGAAUUACCCAAAUAUGUGCAGAUUUAAAAAAAAAAAAAAAAAGAAUUAAUUCAGGGGAAUGAAAAAAGAUAUUAAAUAAAAUGUGGUUAUCUCAACUCUAGUUAGGAAAACGAUCAAAUGUAAAUGAUCUCUUUCUUGCUUAGUCUAUGAGACACUUAAGCACCAAGUUAGCUGCUUAUAUUGUAUAAAUGUAUUUUUGGCUGUUCAAAGGUUAUUUUCCUAUAUUAAAAAGUUUCUUAUAUUAAAACCUUUUAUUAUAACUCAGGUUUUGUGUCUCUUAGACACACAUUUUUCUUUGCUAGUUUGUUUUGCACAGCUGGAGUCUGAGGUUGGAUGAUGCCUGGGUAUGACAGGUCAGCUGAACUGCCUGAUAGCUAGACUAAGGAAAGCACUUGACACGUGGGCAAACCACAUGGUUUUUCAUAGCUUUCCACUCCUCUACUAAAAAAUAGUUUGCCGGGAAUCUUACAUGAUUUUGUUUGUUUUUGAAAGUCUCUGGAAAAACCAAGACGAAUCUCUCAGGCAGAUAAAGAAUUUCCUGUAUUUGCCCAAAUGUACUGUUAAAAUAAAUAUUACUUUCAAUACUCAUUUUUCCACUCAGAGGGCACUCACUGGUCUCAGACCAAGGAGACGACAUCUGGCUUAGAUCAGGAUAACUGAGUGCUGUUUUACUCUUAGGAAGCUUUGUUAUGCUUUGAUGACAGCGUCAAUGGAAUGUUUCGUAUUUCUGCUCUGAUUAUUAGACAUUUCCUUUGCUUCCCUCCUCGCAAAAGCAAGCCUUACUAUGAUGUCUGUUUGAAAUAAAGGAAAAGGUAACUAACAGGCAAACAACACAACUUUGGUUAGAAGAGGCAAUCAAGUUCUUUUUGCACUCAGUGAAUGGAAGGGACUGAAGGCGGCUUGAGAAUGUGCCACUAUUUACAUAUGGAGGGAAGAACUCUCCCCAGGGCCAGCAGGAAGCCAGAGGCAGAUCUAUUGAAUGUGAAAAGGGUACUGCAAGGUCACUACAGGUUACUAGAAGAACCAGAAUUUUCUUUCCUAUUAGCAGCCACCAAGGGCACCCCACACUCAGCUGUGUAUGAAAAACUAUGAACUGUGGUCUCAUUCUUUUCAGAAAAGAAAUAUUAAGCAUCAGAACAGUGAUUCUGAUGGAAGACAGUGGUGGACUUCCAAGCGGUUUGCAAAGAAUUAUACAAACAGACUGCAGACUGUUUUUUAAAUAUUCAUAAAAUUUAUUUUUCAUUUUCAAAACUAUUUGAUCAAUGAUUUUUGUCCUUAGUAAUUUGUGGGAGAUAAAUCUAUUUCUUUAUUCUGUUAGUUCAAAUGUUUCAUGUGUCAAACACACACAAAUUCCUGAGGUCAUAUAAGCCAGUUAUUUAAAUAUUUCACUCUCAUAAAUGGUAUAAGAGAGAUUCCUAAGUGGUGAUGCGGCUUCGGGUCUCUAGACCAAUACUCUCUGAUGGGAUCUGGCUUCACCACACAAGUGCAGUGCCCACGUAACAUAUCCACAGUAACCAGGGCUCCUCCAGUCAGAGCUUAACCUGGGACCUCAUUCCUAAAACUGUUCUAGCUGACAACAGGCAGGUGAAGUGCUCCUUCUGUCCAUCCUUUGCUGUCUAUGUGGACAUUUUGAUGUGUGUCAGUGAACUGACAUUCUACACGCUGUAUAUAAUUGCAUGCAUUUCACGGCAGUCUAUGGAGACUCCCUUUGUAGAGCUUUUAUGAAGAACCAAGAAGCCAGGGCAGUUUAGCAAAUGAGGCUCAAUAUUUAUAAACUGGGGCCUUUUCUGUCUCUUUGCUAGCCUCGGUGGCUCUAUACAAACUGGGUGGGUGGGGGGCAGCAAACACCUCACACAUCACAUUUAGAUUUUCUACUUGGGUGUACUCUAGCCAAUUCAAAACAAAUUGCUUACUUUAAUAAUAAAGUUUACCAUUUUAUAUAAAAAAAUCAAACCAUGAUAUGUUUAAUUGAAAUGGCUGUAUUGUAAUUAAUAUUUUGAGAUAAUUGUGAUUUUGAGCUUAAAAUUAUAUAUAAAAGUUGUCAUUUUUGUAUGUGUUAAAAAAUGUACCAUGAUUAACAGUACUUUUUAGUUGAACUACAUAUUGAUGUAAAUAAAACUGAAUGAAGAAACACUAAUUUACUAACAUAGAUUGUGAAUGUACUUCAUGGUUUUUUGCCAUAUGAGACCAUAACAACCUUGAAAGCUGUUUAAUUUAAUGUGCAAAGUUCCACUAACCUGUAUUUCAACUUUGCCAAGCCAGUGACUUUGCAAGUGUGAUCUGUACUCUCCAGCUGUGUCUUAUGCUCUAACACUAUGGGUUAAGGGUAGGGUAUAGUCUGGAAGCAUCAGCAGAUGCGCUUUGUACAGAUAAUAGUGCUGUGCAGUGUACAGCAGAGCCAUUUUUUAGGUUCUGUUGUACUCAAAUUUUUCAGUAUUUAAAAAAGUGUUUUGAAUAACAUAAAAGUCUCUUUAUUGUAUAAAUAAUAAAAUAUCACCUUAUUA